Kockovaella imperatae is the source of this 1030-nucleotide messenger RNA. RefSeq lists its product as hypothetical. Lineage: Eukaryota; Fungi; Basidiomycota; Tremellomycetes; Tremellales; Cuniculitremaceae. The record is from RefSeq and is a predicted model, not a curated record. The transcript has 2 exons. The coding region runs from base 81 to 896 and encodes 271 amino acids.
CAUGCCAACAAUGUAGUAUCGUCUGUUCCACCUCGUUCAACCACUUGACUUCACCUCAGACCUCCUCGAUUUGACACGUCAUGAACGAGAUGCCCAUCUCCAUCUGGCAGACCCAUGCCAAGAGUGGUCAGAACGACUCUCCGCCGACUACCAUCACCUGGGUUACGGUUCAUUGCGACCCCGCCGCCGAUGUCGUCCUGAUAUCUUGUGAUUUGGUGUACUUUCGAGUGUCCGGUCACUAUCUGAAGCGAAGCAGCGGAUUCGUGAGGGAUCUGCUCAGUGUUCCAUUUCGAAAGCGGAAGCGUAGCUUGUUUGGGCCGGAACGCGCCAAUAGUCUGCCAGACACCCGAGAGGAUCUCGGCGAUGCACCUGUCAUCGAAUUGCAAGCUAGAUCGGCGACCGUUCGGGCUUAUAUCUCCUUGGUUUACCUCAACGCCACGGCAAAGAUCCCAAAGCAAUUCGAGUCCAUACUAGACCGAUACCUCACUUGCUUCGACCAGGUAGUGGAGAUGAUCGACAUUUACAGACUCAUGCAAAGCGAUGAUGAAAAAUGGGACAAGAAGUUGAAAGCAAAGCUCUAUCGGGAAGUACCCAACGCGCCAUGGCAAGCUUUCUGCUACGCUGCGCAUCUUGGGGAUUUGACCAUGGCUCGAGCAGCGAUCAGAUGCUUUGGACGAGAUCCAAGCUGUCCUCCCUCUCGGUUGCCGGAUGUAGCUCACCAGGCUUUCGCCGAUGCACCAGCUGAUUCGUGGUGGGACGUCAUUCGCCUUCGUGCCAGGGCCUCGACUGGCAUGACCGAUUAUUGGCAUGAAUCGAGGACAAUGGACUGGACAGAAGUAGCGGAGCUAUUCGGACCGGCGGAGGUACGCCUGCAGGCUUCGAGUAGUCUAUCGUAGGGGGCGUAUGCAGUGGAUGGACGGCCGCCUUCAGCGCGAGUCGACACUCAUGAGAAUACGCGGCGAGAGUUGGCGAAACCUUCCUAACUCCAUGUAUGUCGUUUGAUAGCGAGAAACCAUCAUCAUGUAUGGCG